UAUGACGUGACCUACUCCGAGUCUCCGGCUGCCAACAGCAGCUGAUGCUGUUUCGGUGUUGCAAGUCCUGGAUUUCAAAUAAAACUUCUAGCACAAAUUAUUUGUGCUAUUGAUUACUUUAUAGAAACAGAAUGACUACGCUCUCUCGAAUUUUACCUUCAGCAAGAGGGCUUCUUCACAAAGUGUCAGUCAAUAACGUGGCUGUUACUGCUGUAGCUGUUCGACACAACACAACAAAGACCUAUGGAAAUUUGAGUGAUGAAGAUCGUAUCUUCACAAAUCUUUAUGGUCGUCAUGAGUGGCGCCUGAAAGGAGCUCUGGCCCGAGGAGACUGGUACAAGACCAAGGAGAUUCUACUGAAGGGAGUUGAUUGGAUUCUCAAUGAAGUUAAAACGUCAGGUCUUCGAGGCAGAGGUGGUGCUGGUUUUCCUACUGGUAUGAAGUGGAGCUUCAUGAAUAAACCUUCGGAUGGCCGUCCCAAGUACCUGGUUGUGAAUGCUGAUGAGGGCGAGCCUGGCACAUGCAAAGACCGUGAAAUCAUGCGUCACGACCCACACAAGUUGGUGGAGGGAUGCCUGGUGGCGGGACGCGCCAUGGGGGCUCGGGCGGCCUACAUCUACAUCAGGGGGGAGUUCUACAAUGAAGCCAGCAACAUGCAGGUCGCCAUCAAUGAGGCGUACAAAGCUGGCUUGAUAGGCAAGAACGCGUGCGGGUCAGGCUACGACUUCGACGUGUUCAUGCACCGCGGUGCAGGCGCUUACAUCUGCGGCGAGGAGACGGCGCUCAUCGAGUCUCUGGAGGGCAAGCAAGGCAAGCCUCGCCUCAAGCCUCCUUUCCCUGCUGACGUCGGCGUCUUCGGCUGCCCCACCACCGUCGCCAAUGUUGAAACUGUUGCUGUUGCGCCUACAAUUUGUCGGCGAGGCGGCGCGUGGUUCGCCUCGUUUGGUCGCACUCGUAACUCGGGCACGAAACUCUUCAACAUUUCUGGACACGUGAACAACCCGUGCACCGUCGAGGAGGAGAUGAGUGUGCCCUUGAGGGAGCUAAUCGAGAGGCACGCUGGCGGCAUCGUCGGCGGCUGGGACAACCUUCUUGCCGUCAUUCCUGGAGGCUCCUCCACUCCCCUCAUCCCUAAGAAUGUGUGCGAGGAGGCGAUCAUGGACUUCGACGGGCUUGUAGCGGUGCAGAGCGGCCUGGGCACGGCGGCCCUCAUCGUCAUGAACAAACAGACUGACGUUAUCAAAGCCAUCGCCCGCCUCAUGGAGUUCUACAAGCACGAGUCCUGCGGCCAGUGCACGCCCUGCCGCGAGGGCGUCGGCUGGAUGUACAAGAUCCUCACCCGUUUCGUGAAAGGUGACGCGCAGCCUGACGAGAUCGAUGCGUUGUGGGAGGUGUCAAAGCAAGUGGAGGGCCACACGAUCUGCGCGCUGGGGGACGGCGCCGCGUGGCCGGCACAAGGGCUUAUUCGCCACUUCAGGCCUGUCAUCGAGCAGAGGAUUGCUGACAGAGACGCAGCAAAAGCCGCUGCUGCUAAUUAAUCUAGUGUUCUUCAUGUUCAUAUAGGUUGUGGAACCGUAAAAACAUUUCAGCUGGUGAUAAAAAGUCGCGAAAAUUAUUUUUAAGUCAUUAGCUGACACAGGUUUAUUAUUCGUUAUUUGCUGCUGAUAUUGAUCAAUACCGACCAGCAACCAUGACGUCAGCACGUAAUCAAGAACUAACUAAAUUUGACGUUUUAUUAUUUAUCAAUAGUAGGGAUCAAAAUUAUCGAGGGAAAAUUACGUAUAAUCUUAGAGCUGCAGAAACGUUUAAAUUGAUUGAGACUAUCAAUCUGCAGACGCAGACUGAUACACUACUUGUUGAUAAAAUCGUGAAUACUUAAUGCUUAUCUUAGAAUGAAUAGAAAACCCUGAACUGUGUGAGCUUAGUUAACAUAAAAGACACGAGUCAGGUUUUGUUUUUAUGAGCUUUGUUACAGGUUACAUGAAAUUUAAUUUUGGUUUUCGAUAUGAAGUUAUUUGAGGAAUUCAAAGCAAACCAGUUGAAACGUUGUGACUAGAUAAUUUAUGUUGAAUGAAGAGAAUACAUUUUUAAAAUUAGGUUUAAUUUUUUUCUAACAAUAUCGUAAACAAUGUCAAUACAUUAAGCAAAAUCCAAAAAAAAAUUUAGUUAAAUGUUAUGUCUCAAAUUGAGAACUUCUGGCGGACAUGGUGUUUAUCUCCCUCAGUGUACAUAAAUAUUCAAAUAAAUCUAAAAAUAAU
Hyalella azteca is the source of this 2258-nucleotide messenger RNA. Its product is annotated as NADH dehydrogenase [ubiquinone] flavoprotein 1, mitochondrial. Gene Ontology annotation, biological process: mitochondrial electron transport, NADH to ubiquinone. The transcript has 8 exons. NCBI's taxonomy places the organism in Eukaryota, Metazoa, Arthropoda, Malacostraca, Amphipoda, Hyalellidae. Bases 132 to 1538 code for a protein of 468 amino acids. The record is from RefSeq and is a predicted model, not a curated record. Gene Ontology annotation, molecular function: NAD binding; FMN binding; 4 iron, 4 sulfur cluster binding.